Molecule: messenger RNA, 2237 nt
Organism: Pollicipes pollicipes
Lineage: Eukaryota; Metazoa; Arthropoda; Thecostraca; Pollicipedomorpha; Pollicipedidae
Product: choline transporter-like protein 4
Biological process (GO): transmembrane transport
Cellular component (GO): membrane
Molecular function (GO): transmembrane transporter activity
Source: RefSeq, a predicted model, not a curated record
ACUGCCGGCCGGGGUCGACGCGACGGAGGAGACCAGCGGCGGAGGGUUCGCCCGCACCUGCCAGAGUCUGCUGGCCAGGGACUGCGCGCCGUACACCGUGGCCAGCGCACCAAUCUUGGACCGGUGCGUGCCCACAUUGGGGGCGGAACAGGUCGUCAAUGGGACCUUGGUGGACAGCAACAACAAGACUAUGGGGGAUCUGUCGCUGCAGAGCAUCAUGACGGCCUGCGAAAACCUUGGCUCCUUCCUCAAAAUCAAAGGGUUCGGUCAGGAUGUCGGCAAGGACUUCCAGUCGGCAUGGUGGGUGAUUGUGGUAGCGCUCAUCGUCUGCAUGUUCGUCUCCCUCCUCUGGAUUCUGCUCAUGAGGUGGUUCACCUCCAUCAUGGUCUGGACUGCACUCUUCGGCUCGCUGGGAGCCAUCAUAUACGGAUGUGUCUACACUUACCUGAGGUAUGACAGGCUGAAGGAUACGGAGACGAACCAGCCCACGGACAACAGCAAAGCGAUGACAGUCAACGCCUUCACGUCCAGCGCCAGUUCCCUCCUCCAGCAGAAGAACACGUGGCUGGCCUUCUUCAUCUGUCUGGUGGUCCUGGGCGUGAUUCUGUUGCUCUUAAUCAUAAUUCUCUUCAAGCGACUCAGGAUCGCCAUUGAAGUCAUCGAAGAGGCCAGCAAGUCAGUGACGUCGAUCUUGACGACGCUGUUCUUUCCGCUGGUACCGUGGCUGCUGCAGCUUGUUGUAGUGGCCUUCUUCAUCACCAUGGCCCUCUACAUUGCCUCCAUGGGCACCUCAGAGUACCGCGUGACGGCUCUGCCCGACGACUGCACCAACGGCUGCUCCAAUUUCGCAAUGAAUGAAACCUGCAAUCCGGAGGAAUUCAGUAAGACCUGCCUCAGCCAGUGCCCAGAUGCCGAGUGCAGCUUCUUCGGCUAUAACAAGUUCGAAUCCAUUCCGUACCUACACUUCUACAACCUAUUCGCUCUGCUGUGGGUGAUGUUCUUCGUCUCGGCCAUGGGGGAGAUGAUUCUGGCGGGUGCCUUCGCGGCAUGGUACUGGACGUUCGAUAAGCAGAAGAACCUGCCCGCUCUGCCCCUGCUCAGCGCGCAACCCCGAACACUGCGGUACCAUAUCGGCACGCUGGCCUUCGGCGCUCUCAUCAUCGCCAUUAUACGCCUGAUCCGUCUGAUUUUGGACUACAUCGAUAAAAAGUGUCAGCAGUACCCCGGGAACCAGGUUGUAAAGGUGAUAAUGUGCUGCUGCAAAUGCUGCAUGUGGUGUUUGGAGAAAUUCAUGAAGUUCAUCAACAGAAAUGCAUACAUCAUGUGUGCCAUCUACGGGAAGAACUUCUGCACAUCUGCCAAGGACGGCUUCAAUCUCAUCAUGCGGAAUAUCCUACGCGUCCUGGCAGUUAACUCGGUGUGCGACUUUCUGCUGUUUCUGGGCAAGAUUCUGAUCACGGCGGCCGUGACGGUCGGCUCGUUCUACUUCUUGGACAACCGGAUCCCGAUCAAGGGUCUGGACACGGUGGUGCCAGAGACGCAGAACAGCUGGUGGCCCACGAUCACCAUCGCCCUCGGCUGCUACUUCAUCACGUCGCUCUUCUUCAGCGUCUACGAGAUGGCCGUAGACACCAUCUUCCUCUGCUUCUUGGAAGACAUUGAGCGCAAUGACGGCUCAGCGGAAAAGCCUUACUUCAUGUCAAAGGACCUGAUGAAGCUGAUCGGCAAGAAGAAUAAGCCGCCACCUAAGUCUCCGCCGACCUAGAGUCUGCCUAGGAUCAGUACCUGGAGGCGUCCGCCCCUCUCUGUGUUGUGACUAUAUGCCGACGCCGACGGGGUGCUUGCUGAUGCCUUGUGCCUCGGUGGUCAGUCCUGCUAAGCUGUGUUUUUGACCUCAGGUUAUUGUGAUGGCUCUAAAUCUGUAUCUGCUGGUCAUGUGGCGAGCCAUUUUUUCUUCUUGGCUAGGAUGAGUUUGCCGAGUUCAUUCCGUAAUGUUGCAGCAGACUGGUGUGUAAAGUAAUGUCGAUCAUAUGUUGUCAUUGACACUAUUUCAAUGAUGCGAGAAUUAGAGAUUAAUGAUGCCAUGGGACUUUAACAAAAGCGGCGCCCUCCAUGCUUUUGGUAAACAGUUAUUGGUCGCUGCCAUAUUUUUUCUAAAUUCAACAUUCUGUUUGCAAGCCAUGUCAAGCAGCACCAGGCACCACUGCAAGCGUCCUGUCAAUAGUUGCUUCAUAUAU